Molecule: messenger RNA, 723 nt
Organism: Penicillium atrosanguineum
Lineage: Eukaryota; Fungi; Ascomycota; Eurotiomycetes; Eurotiales; Aspergillaceae
Product: OPI10 family protein
Exons: 1
Coding region: 1-723 (240 amino acids)
Biological process (GO): protein import into nucleus
Cellular component (GO): cytosol; nucleus
Molecular function (GO): nuclear import signal receptor activity
Source: RefSeq, a predicted model, not a curated record
AUGUUCUCCGUCGUCAUCCCAGGCCGUCCGUGCCUCACGGAUAUCAUCCCAGUCGACAGCCAACCAAACGGCCAAGCUACCAAGUUCGCAUUCAACAUCCCGCUCAACCCACCCUUCAGCGAACUAGUAGUCUUCUUCCUCCCCGGAACAGUCCUACCCCCGGGCACAGGCGCCGCCAUCUACGUCCAGACCCCGGACCCAAACACCGGAAACCCAACAGACUUCCGCUUCAUCGGCGCGCUAGCCAACGAAAAGCCCUCUGGCAUCUUCACCAUCAAGGCCCCCUCCACCAAUGGCACGCGCCGCUCAGAAGCCGAAGAAGAGGACGAGAUGCUUGAUGAGGGCGCAACCGGCCCAGCAGGCCCACCCAACGGCGUCGUAACAUUGGGUAUUUCAAUCGAGGCGGUUGAGAAUAUUGCUCCGCAGCUGUCCGCGCUGGAAGCUGAGGCUCCGCGCGAAUCUCGAUCCGAGUCUCAGUCCACCGCCAUGGUAAGGUUGUCUCCAGAACAGGCGCAGCAGAAGCAGUUGUCGACGAAAGUCCUUGCGCAGCGCAUUAUCGGCAGCGCAUUCAAUUUCCUGGCUAGUUUUGCUGAGUCGGAUCCUGCGAAGAAGGGCCAUGACGUGGUGCCACUUAAGAGCUUCCGAGACUGGUGGACGAAAUUUGAGAGGCGCAUUGAGAUGGAUCCUUCGUUUUUGGAACGGCAAGAUCCUAAUGCGGCGUGA